AAUUCCAGUUAUUUAUUUACUUCUAAAGGCAUAAAGAGAAGCAAAACCUGCUUAGGCUGAAGAGUAACAGCAAUGAAUUCCGAACAUCAGUAUGUGCAGCUCAGUGAUGGCCACUUCAUUCCUAGGCUGGGCUUUGGCACCUAUAAACUGAAAGAGGUUCCUAAUAGUAAGACAGUAGAGGCCACCAAAAUAGCUAUAGAAGCUGGGUUCCGCCAUAUUGAUUGUGCUUAUGUAUAUCAAGUAGAAGAGGAGGUAGGACUGGCGGUUAGAAGCAAGAUUGAAGAUGGCACUGUGAAGAGAGAAGACAUAUUCUAUACUUCAAAGCUAUGGUCCACUUUUCAUCAUCCCAACCUGGUCCAAUCUUGUUUGGAAAGAUCACUGAAAAAACUUCGUUUUGACUAUGUUGACCUCUACCUUAUUCAUUUCCCAAUAGCAAUGAAGCCAGGGGAAGAGCUUUAUCCAAAAGAUGAAAAUGGAAAAAUAAUUUAUGACUCACUGGAUCUCUGUGCCACGUGGGAGGCCAUGGAGAAGUGCAAGGACGCAGGAUUGGCCAAGUCCAUCGGGGUGUCCAACUUUAACCGCAGGCAGCUGGAGAUGAUCCUGAAUAAACCAGGCCUCAAGUAUAAGCCUGUCUGCAACCAGGUAGAAUGUCAUGUUUAUCACAACCAGAGGAAACUGCUGGACUUCUGCAAAUCCAAAGACAUUGUUCUGGUUGCCUAUGGUGCUCUUGGAACUCAAAGAUACAAAGAAUGGGUUGACCAGAACUCCCCAGUUCUCUUGGAUGAUCCCGUUCUUGGUGCCUUGGCAAAAAAGCACAAGCGAUCCCCAGCCCUGAUUGCCCUCCGCUACCAGCUGCAGCGUGGGGUUGUGGUUCUGGCCCAGAGUUUGAAGGAAAAUGAAAUAAAAGAGAACAUUCAGGAGAACAAUUUUUGAAUCAUCACUAAAGCAGUUACAAGAAAACCUACCCAAUAUUGAGAUUAACCCAAAGAAUAAUUAUUUCUAAGUUUUCUCUCUUUGCCUUGGCUCAGCCUGAACUCAGUGAAUGUCUUCCAGCUACCCAGGCUACUCAUGUUUUUGCAAUCAACUCUGAUAUGCAUCUGCAGGACAGUGUGGUCCCUCUGCUGUAGUCCUGCUUGCUCUGUUUUCUGGGGGUGUCUCAGCUCCUCUCCAUGGUACUUUACAUCCAUUAGUGGACAACCCAGGCUUCACCUCAUCACACAGCACUCUCCCUAGGCAAUGAAUGGAAUCUCCCAGAGCCUUCUCAUGCCUCAGCUCAGAGUAGCUUCUACCAUGUUCUAAUGGCCAAUGAAAGUUGGCCAAUGAAAAAGACAAGGCAUGACUCAAGAGGUGCAGAAAUAGACACCAUCUCUUAGUGAAAGAAGCUUCAAAUUCACAUAGGAAAGAGAUUGAAGACUGGAAUAUAUGAAUUAUUGGGGAGAACAUUCUUGCAAACAAUUGAACACAUUGGUAUAUUCUGGAUAUUUUUUUUCAGGUGCAAUUGUGUUGGUUGAAAUAUAUUCUCCUACAUUCUACUUGUGCUUCCAUUCUCCUUUGGGUGUAUUUUCAUGAACAAAGUUCCUUCUCUAAUUGGUGUCUUCAUGCCUGGACUUUGUGGUUAAUGAGUGUCAUAUUUUUACUUAUAUUGGCAAAUCUAGUAUUUUAUUACAUUUCUUUACAAAACUCUUACAGUCCUUAACUCCACAUAUAAUUCAAUAUCAUUUUUUAAACAUUGUAUGAAAUAAAAAUCCAAAUAGACACAUAAUUUUUAAAUGACUAACUAAAACUUCCCAGCAACAGGAUUACAUUUCGGACUACUUUUCUAUUGUAAAGAACAUAGAAUCGCUGUAUCAAUCUCUAUGCAGAUUGUCUCUGUUUGUUUGAUACUGCAUUGGAUUGCUUAAUAAAUUCAGAGAGAAACUACUUUUUGAAUUAUUAAAGAUUCUACUCCAUGAUUGUGA
Marmota monax (woodchuck) is the source of this 1958-nucleotide messenger RNA. RefSeq names its product aldo-keto reductase family 1 member C4. Gene Ontology annotation, molecular function: steroid dehydrogenase activity; aldose reductase (NADPH) activity; ketosteroid monooxygenase activity. Lineage: Eukaryota; Metazoa; Chordata; Mammalia; Rodentia; Sciuridae. The coding region runs from base 73 to 933 and encodes 286 amino acids. Gene Ontology annotation, cellular component: cytosol. Gene Ontology annotation, biological process: steroid metabolic process. The transcript is spliced from 8 exons. The record is from RefSeq and is a predicted model, not a curated record.